UUGACCGCGGUUACCAGGAGUCCUGACAGCGCGCUGCGCCCACAACAUUGCUGCAGGGGAGCGUCCGUCCAUCGGAAUUAGCUUAUGGGGAUGUACUGCUGAUGAUUUUGUUUACCGGUGCAUCUCUAAAAUUAAACUGCAUUUGCGAGAUUGAUGCAAAGAUUUAAAGGGAGCGACCCCCACCGAGGCGGUAGGUGAAACAGCUUACGUGCGUCUUUCAUUUGAGAGAUGAGACCACAUGCCAUGUGCUGCUGUGAAGACCAGAUCUCACUUUUUCUCCUGCAUCUGCUGCUCCUGUGAAGAAAGUUACUUAAGGGACUCAGCUACCCACUUUCUGAAAAAAUCCACUAAUGGGGGAAGCACUCACCCAUACAAGUGCACAAUCUACAUGGUUUAUGGAGAUGCAGGUGCCUACAGAGGAAGACCUUUCAUUGACUGGGUAGAGGCAGUGGGGUUUUAGGAUGCGCUCUCUGAGGAAGACAGUGUUGCUGGCCAUCUUGGUGUCGGUGGUGCUGGUGUUGGCCCUCCUCCACUCCUGGCCCACCCGGGCCUACACCACAGUGGAUGUGUGGCAGCGACCGGGGCCAGUGGUAGAGAGGCACCUAGAGGAGAGACUGCCAGAACCAGACCAUCGACUGGGCAACAUCCCCUAUCGCUUGAGGGAGAGUGUGGCAAGUCUGCUUGCACGUAAUGGGUGUGUAUGCGAGGGUGAGAGUGGGGGCGUAAACUUGCCCUUCGCCCAGCUCUUAUUCCCACGGGUGUCGGCUCACCCACUGCACACUGCCUUUGAGGCCUCUGAGCUGGAGGAAAUGAAGAGAAGACGGGCUAAGGAAUACCAGAGUUUCCAGAUGAGGUCUCAGACCCCUGCAGAUGUACUAAUAGUUGCAGAGGCCAACAGUCCAUUACAGUAUCCAACACAGGGAGUGGAGGUGCGGCCCCUGAAAACAGUCCUCAUCCCUGGGUUGGCCUUACAAGAUGCUCCCAGGGAACAUUACUCAGUAAACAUCACUGCCACUCUGGGAACGCUGAACCUGGCAGCGGAGGUAGAUGGGGUGAAAGUGAAAGGAGAUGGCGAGAUGCACAUGACCCUGUCCAGCAGCCUCCUACCCAACCUGAAUCGACAGCUGCAGUUUGUCACCUACACUAACACACUGUUCCACCCCAGCACUGCAGACACAGUGCAAUUUGAGACAGAAGGACACCAAGCCAUGUUUGUCAUCAAGAUCCGUCAUGGUGUAACCCCCAAACUCUACAACACAGGACCCAAAGGAGAAUACAAUGUCAGCGCCCUUGUUACCAUAGCUACAAAAACCUUCCUACGUUAUGAUAAGCUUCAAGAUCUUAUCGACAGUGUGAGAAGAUACUAUCCUACUGUAACCAUAGUAAUUGCUGAUGACAGUGAAAAUCCCAAAACUGUCUCUGGACCCUACAUCGAACAUUACAUUAUGCCUUUUGGAAAGGGCUGGUUUGCCGGACGAAACCUGGCUGUCUCCCAGGUGACCACAAAGUAUGUGCUGUGGGUAGAUGAUGACUUCAUCUUCACAUCCAACACCAAGCUGGAGAAGCUUGUGGAUGUUUUGGAAAGAACCACUCUUGAUCUGGUGGGCGGUGCAGUGCGAGAGGCAACAGGGUAUACUGCCACCUACAGACAGACCAUAUCCAUCGAGCCAGGGGAGGACGAUGGUGACUGUUUACACAUGAGGAGAGGAUUUCACCAUGUUAUCCAGGGUUUCCCAAAUUGUGUUGUCACAGACGGGGUCAUCAACUUCUUCCUGGCUCGCACUGAUAAGGUUCAGCAGGUGGGCUUUGACCCACGCUUGGCCAGGGUGGCUCACCUGGAGUUUUUCAUCGAUGGCCUGGGUUCCCUCCAUGUGGGAUCUUGUGAUGAUGUCAUUGUCAAUCACGCAACCAAGAUCAAACUUCCUUGGGUCAGCCAAUCGGAGAGCGACAAGACUUACGCUAAGUUCCGUUACCCAUCAGCCUCCUCAGAUGCCACGCAUACUAAAAAUGGCCUCCUGUUCUUCAAGAACCGAUUUCAGUGUUUGACUCACAAUUGAUUCCUCCUCUCCUCCGACCUCACCUCUCUCUCUCUCUACCAGAUUCCUGCUCUUUCCUGAGUUGCCAAAGACGUUCUCCUCCAGUGUGUCCCGUCAGAUAAGAUUUCAGACCACCGAUUUUUACACCUCCCCUUGACAACCUAGUCCGUGGUCUUUCAGCCGGCGCUGUAGAGAGACUGUGCCAUUAGAGCAGCUUUAGCCUGUUCAUUCUGUCCUUAACAAUCAUGACUGCACAGCUAACAGUCCCUCACUUAUCUGUCCUUCCAGAGGACAGAUAGGAAAGCUCAGGCUCUAUCCUGGAGUGCUGACUGUAAAACAGUGAAAAUACAAAGAAUUAAAAGAACAUUUUACAAUCAAUUGUAGUGCAAACAUAUCGUCUUGUUUAUAUACCUAGAUCCAGUUGAUUGCAAAUCAAUGCCAUCGUUCUUUCUCUUUACUGGUAGCAUAGCUCAUCAUACUCUUGAUCGAUUGACUCAAGGUUAUGAGGAGAUUGUGCUUGGUGUUUCUCAAAUCUUAUCUGGCAAGACCUUACUGAGUGAUUCUGUUAUUAGAGACCAAGACCUGAGAAAAAGCUAGAACCCAACAGGUGGCAUGGAAAAGGAAUCAAUCAUUUCAUUUUCAUACCGUUUUGAAGCGAGUCGAGGUACAUGCGUCCUCUGUUCAACUUGCACUAUGUUAAAAGACUGAGCUCGGAAAAGCAGUUGUGGCAGAAUCUGAGAGUAAGGACUCACUAUUGGCAAGGACAAGAGACACCUCCCAGAAAGUGACAAUCUUGUAGACACAGGGCAUAGGUACCCCUUUUACCAAUGCCAUAUGAAGAACGCGUUUCAAACUUUUAACGUGUGGUACCUAAGCUCCGUGACUGGAUGUGCCAAAGGUUUGGCUGCGGGUUUGGGGUGUGUUUACUUCUUAUUUGUUAGUGGUAUUGAGUUUCCCUUCCCUGACCCAGGAUCCCUUGUGUUAUUUGUGAGUGCUUUACAACUGAUGAGGAGAAACUUUGCAUCCCACCUAUCCGGAGUCAGACCUGGUACUAGCUGAUCUGGGAACAGCCUUGUUUUUGUCCUUGUCUUCUGCAGUGUGUCACUCUCCAGUUUCUUCAGCAAGUAUCUAAGAAGAGGAACAUUUCUGUCCAUGCACGCCAAUGAAUGACACUGAAAGUGAUUGCAUUUGUACACGCUGCCUAACAGACAAGUUGGAUUGACCAAAGUGCAUGUAUAUAUUUCCUCAUCCUAACAGGAAAAAAAGAAGGGUGGGGGUGGUGGGCGGGUGGGGUGCACACUGAGACAGACUGGAUAUGGGUUGCACAGUUAGAUCAUGUAAUGGAAUAGGUGACACACGGUGCACGUUAGAGCAUGGAAGGAAAGCUGAGCAGUGCGUCGUGAUAUUUUGGAAAUGAGACGGUGAAGUGAGAUCGUGACGCACCGAGGCUGAAAAAUCACGUUUUCUACUGACAGCUCCUCUGUCAAGGGUCGUAUCUGGGGGCGAGGACACACUCCUGCCUGAAGAAGUGGUUAUGCUGUUCUUUUAUACCAUGGCCUUUAGAUGGCGCCCUUGUAUCAAACUAUUGUUUCUUAAGUCCGACUUCAAAAUGAGUUUUUAACUGUCAUUUGUUAUUAGCAACAAGGUGCCAGAGAUUAAACUUCUGAAUUUUUAUUGAUUGAUUGAUUGAUUUAUUUUCCUUUGUAAAUCUUGAGAGGAAUAUUUUGAGACUAUAUCUAUUUUGUGUGAUGUUUCUGUCUGCUAUGGGAUUUUUCUUCACCAAAAUGGGAUGUUAGCUUUGUGGACUUACAGGGCCAAAACCUAACUUGAGAUAUAAGUCUUAGUUUCUUCAUUUUGAAAUCUAUUUGAAACCAUUAUGUAACACCCUUGGCAACUGUGUGUUCAAAAAUGCGUCUCAUGUUAGUGUUGAACCAAUCACAGGUAUUUAUUUAUUUAUUUAUUUAUUUAUUUAUUUACAGUGAUCACUGUUGUCCAAACAUUGAUAAAGAAAUGUGUUGUCUUGCUUGCUUCACCCAACAGUCACUGGUAUGAGUCUUCUGCUCACAGCAGAACGUGCUGCAUUGUUUGCUUUUUAAUUUCAACUUUUGACAUAUUAAAACUGUGAAAAUCAACAUUCAUUGGAUUCCCUAAAUGUGUGUGCCAAGCUGAGCACUGUGGGUGUGUCAGGGUGAGCCAGUGGUGAGAGAGAGCGCUGGGAACCAGAGGGUCACACGUUCAAGCCCCACCACAGCGAGUGUGUGUCCUAACCCUAACCCUAACCCUAACCCAACAUAUAAGAAUCUGAGGUGACUGUCUGCUCACUCAGAGUAAGAUGCUUCAGCCAAGAGCAACAGCAAAAUGACUAAAACUUAAAUGUACUGAAUUACAUCUAAUGGCUGUUUGCCAUUUUCUGACUAUACUUUGCAUUGGUCCUGCUGUUUCCUUAGUGCAGUCACUGAUUUCCUCCAUGCUCCUCCUCAAAAGGUUAGACUGUGACAUAUUUACCCACAGGACUCAAGCAGGCACAUGAAUUCCAGCUUGGCAGUAAUUCUAAUUUAUAUUACUUUCAGGUUUACUGUGUGAUGUGUUUUAACUAUCAGUUUUCCUGUCUUAAAAAAAAAAAAAGGCGGGGGUGAAACGCAAUAGUUGGCGCUGGCAUCAUAAAAUCUUGGAUUCAUAUGAUUGUUGAACAUCUGUCAUGGUAACAUCGGUUCACUCGCAGUUUAACCCAUUUGUGACUAAUGGCAAACUCCUGCAAAAUGUAUUCCAUGAAAAAGCGUUUUGUUUUUUGUUUUUGUUUUUUUUCAUGAAGAAGACAAAGCAAAUUAAAGCAACUAAAAUCUCAAA
This is a messenger RNA of Myripristis murdjan (pinecone soldierfish), 4883 nucleotides long. It is a transcript of the gene b4galnt1b, whose product is annotated as beta-1,4-N-acetyl-galactosaminyl transferase 1b. The transcript has 13 exons. Gene Ontology annotation, cellular component: Golgi membrane. The record is from RefSeq and is a predicted model, not a curated record. Lineage: Eukaryota; Metazoa; Chordata; Actinopteri; Holocentriformes; Holocentridae. Gene Ontology annotation, biological process: ganglioside biosynthetic process. Bases 462 to 2057 code for a protein of 531 amino acids. Gene Ontology annotation, molecular function: acetylgalactosaminyltransferase activity.